Molecule: messenger RNA, 1994 nt
Organism: Eleginops maclovinus (Patagonian blennie)
Lineage: Eukaryota; Metazoa; Chordata; Actinopteri; Perciformes; Eleginopidae
Gene: myct1b
Product: myc target 1b
Exons: 3
Coding region: 315-836 (173 amino acids)
Cellular component (GO): nucleoplasm
Source: RefSeq, a predicted model, not a curated record
CGGCAGCUCCUCUCACAGCCUGCACACUACCAACCCAUCGGAGGAGUUUCAUUACAGGCUGCUGAUCUACUUCCCCUCUCAGCCAUUGUUAGCUGAUGGAGAGGAAAUGAUGCAGAGGAAGCCCCCGGCUCCCAGCGUCAUGUCCCACACUGAUAACAAACCCUGCUAAUUUUAAAGCGGAGGGGGAGGAAGCACGACAGAGAGAGCUUCCUCUGCAGGAGAAACUGCUGCUCAGUCUCAGAGAGAUUUGGGGUCUCAGGGUCUCAGGGUCUCAGAGGGUCUCAGGGUUUCUGCAGACCCCCUCAUGUGGAGUUAUGGCACAAAAUGAAACGCACCCUCUGCUGGAGAUACUGAACUCCUUCAACCUGGGAGAUAUGAUGCUGGCCUUCUGCCUGUCAGUGCUGGUGGGUCUGCUCCUGGGGGCCCUGGUCUACGUCCUACUCACCUGGGUGUCUCGACGUAAAGCCACCGCCCGGAUCACCCGGCGGCCCCCCAAGAGGCCCGGCCCCUUGGACGCCGCGCAGGGCCCCCAGCUGUACCGGAGCACCUUCCUGAGCGUCUGCCGGCAGCCCUCUCUGGAGCCUGUGGGGCCCCUGGGCAGCAAGCCACCCGUGGAGGCGUCCACCUUCAGACCCGUGAAGAAGAGCCGGCCGGGUCUGGAGAUGGAGCUGGGGGAGGACACGGAGGACAGGGGGGCCCCGGACCCCCCCGAGCCCAACAAGAGACACUCCUUCUGGCUGGGGACUAACGGGCUGAAGGGGUUCCUGCCCACGCAGAGCCCCCCCCCACCAGCAUACGACUCCAUCAUCAGGGCCUUCGAAGAGACCUGCACAUAAACACACACACACACACACACACACACACACACACACACACACACACACACACACACACACACACACACACACACAAACUGGAGAUAAAUAUAGAUUUAUUUAGAUAUGAAGAUUUUGGUGCAAUUUAUUUUGAACGGAACAAAUAAAUAAUCCGACUCUAAAGAAAUGAUGCGACAGUGUGAGUCCUACAGGGACAGGCAGAGACCCUGCAGGACUGGGUCCUUUAUAGAUGAACCUGCAUAUUGUUUCUCUAAAGUAAAGUUGUAAGGUUGUCUCUGUCUGUCUCAGAGUCUCAGAGUCCCAGAGUCCCAGAGUCUCAGAGUAUCAGAGUCCCAGAGUCAGUCCCAGAGUCUCAGAGUAUCAGAGUCCCAGAGUCUCAGAGUCUCAGUCCCAGAGUCUCAGAGUCUCAGAGUCUCAGAGUUUUAGAGUCCCAGAGUCCCAGAGUCUCAGAGUAUCAGAGUCCCAGAGUCAGUCCCAGAGUCUCAGAGUAUCAGAGUCCCAGAGUCUCAGAGUCUCAGUCCCAGAGUCUCAGAGUCUCAGAGUCUCAGUCCCAGAGUCUCAGAGUCUCAGAGUCUCAGAGUCUCAGUCCCAGAGUCUCAGAGUCUCAGAGUCUCAGUCUCAGAGUCUCAGAGUCCCAGAGUCUCAGAGUCUCAGAGUCUCAGUCCCAGAGUCUCAAAGUCUCAGAGUCCCAGAGUCUCAGAGUCCCAGAGUCUCAGAGUCCCAGAGUCCCAGAGUCUCAGAGUCUCAGUCCCAGAGUCUCAGAGUCUCAGUCCCAGAGUCUCAAAGUCUCAGAGUCCCAGAGUCCCAGAGUCUCAAAGUCUCAGAGUCCCAGAGUCCCAGAGUCUCAGAGUCUCAGAGUCUCAGUCCCAGAGUCUCAGGGUGAUGAGUCUCAAAGUCUCAGAGUCCCAGAGUCCCAGAGUCUCAGAGUCUCAGUCCCAGAGUCUCAGGGUGAUGAGUCUAACUGUCCACAGAGAUUCACUUUAAUAUAGACACAGAAGAUAACAGAGACUUUUCUGAACGAAACAUUAACAGAUUUCUAAAGUAGUUGUUGCAUAAUCACUUAUCUUUAUCUGAAGCUGGAUUUACUGACCAUGAAGCUAAGGAAACAGAUUGAUAUAUUAUCUAAUAUCCAAAUAAAUAAAGAUUUAAUGAAUUUAA